AUGACCGAAGAAGACUUCCCUACGCUGCGAGUACCUCCUCUUUUGAUACCUACAUGCCAGCCUAAUAUACAUAAUACGCGGCUAGCAGGCUACAUGACUACCUCACUCUUAUGGCUGCAGAUUUCGUAUAUCUGGAGGAGGCCUUGGACGCUUGGCAAGAUAUCCUUCAUACUCAAUCGGUACUUCGGUGCAAUAUCCAAUGCCCUCGUAAUUUAUGAGUCUUUUGCCAAUUUUCCGUCCCGGAUGCACCGCGUUCGAAUGGGAGUACGAGAUCGCCCUCUUGAUAAGCCAGAUAUUCAUUGGAGUCGAUGCAUAUUGGCCACUCUCAUUGUAGCUGGCAUUCUGGCGAUUUCGGGAGCAAUAUCCUUUCGGUCAGGGCUUCACCCUCCAGGGAAGGACGAUGGUGGAUACCGACGUGCCUGGUUGUCAUCUGAUCAAGAUCAAGGGAAUUCUAUGCGGCCGCCGCAAGUUGAAGGAUUGAAGCACUGGUGGGGGAUAGGAAUGCUCUUUCUGCGUGAUGGUGCGCUGUACUAUGGAUGUAUGGUCCUGGCAAACGCGGCAAAUAUUCUGACGUAUUACCCGCUCCUGAAGGGCGCGCUCUCAAUCUUCGCCAAUACGAUCUCUGUCACAAUGAUGUCAAGGCUCAUUCUCAAUCUUUACCGUUACGUGGAGUCUCGGAGCUACCUUGGAACACAGGAUAUUCCUCUGACUAAUUUGAGCUCGUCGGGUCGUACCAUUAGCGGGCCGGGAAGUCAGGGUAACUAUUAUGCUGCGCCCAUCAGUUAA
This is a messenger RNA of Gloeophyllum trabeum ATCC 11539, 786 nucleotides long. RefSeq lists its product as uncharacterized. The coding region runs from base 1 to 786 and encodes 261 amino acids. The record is from RefSeq and is a predicted model, not a curated record. NCBI's taxonomy places the organism in Eukaryota, Fungi, Basidiomycota, Agaricomycetes, Gloeophyllales, Gloeophyllaceae. The transcript has 11 exons.